AUGCCGUUCUACCAGGUACAUCAUACAUGGUCUCUCACCAUGGAUCAGCGUCAGUCGAUCGCUGCUGCCAUAACCAAGUUACACUGCAGUGCCUUUAAAACACCCGCUUUCUUUGUACACGUGAACUUCAUCAAGCAGGAUGCAGAAGCUCCUGCUGGGACAUACUUCAUGGCCGGAAAGCCGCGCUCGAGCAACUCGAACAAAAUUAUGGGCGUUGUUCGGACAUCUCCAAAUCGCACCAAAGCAGACUGGGACAAGCUUGCAGCAGACAUAGAGACCGCUUGGGACAGAAUUGUUGGGAAUGAGACGAGCGGAGCUGAGAAUGAACACCUAGAUAAGGCAAAGAGCUUGGCCAUGAUUGCUUUCACGCCAUUAAUAGCUGCUCGAGAAGCGGGCAUGGCCAUUCCCGACGCUGGUCAUGAGGGUCCUUGGCUCAAAGAGCAAUUGCCUUACUUUAAAGAUGUGAGCGGGAAGUAUGACUUGCAAGGUUUCGGGGAUUUGUUGGAUGAACUAAAACACGCAGAGGCUUCCAAAAGUUUGUCAACUUAG
Molecule: messenger RNA, 549 nt
Organism: Colletotrichum truncatum
Lineage: Eukaryota; Fungi; Ascomycota; Sordariomycetes; Glomerellales; Glomerellaceae
Source: RefSeq, a predicted model, not a curated record